AUGAGAAAUCAGUUCUACCCUCAAAGCCUGCAACUUCUUAUGAAAUCGGAGUUCAUCCAUCUCAAGCAAAGGAGUAUGUCUGUGUUAGAGUAUGCUGUGAAAUUCAAUGAGCUUGCUCGAUUUGCUCUUGACUUAGUGUCGACGGAUCGACAAAGGAUGAACCGCUUUGAAGAAGGCCUUAAUCUUGACCUUCAGGAGAAACUUGCAGCACACAUGAGUACAUCCUUCCAUGAGCUCUAUGAUAGGGCUAUCAAUGUUGAAAGAAAAAGCAAGCUUCGGAAAGAGAUCUUUGAGAAUGGGAAAAUAAAGAAGAAUGUUCAAAACCAACCCAACAAUGGGUUAUUCAAGAGGCAAGAAACUGGAAAUCGUGGUGGAAAUUUCGGAAACCAGAAUCAAAUUCGAAAAUGCUCUAAGUGUGGAAAGUGGAACCACACUGAGAAGGAAUGUCGAGCUGGUACAAGAGAAUGCUACAAGUGUGGUAGUAAAGAUCACAUGGUCCAAGAUUGCCCUCAAUGGCAUCAAGGACAAGCCAAUGGGAGAAAUGAACCAGCUGGUCAAAACCGUGGAAAUGGUGGCACUACAAACCGUAACCCUCUCUAUGGACCUCCCCAAGCUGCACGAGUAUUCAUGAUGCAACGAGAAGAAGCAAAAGCUGAUGAUACCGUCAUAACUGGUACUUUUCCUGUCAAUUUUAUACCUGCUUAUGUUCUUUUUUACUCUAGAGCUUCACAUUCAUUUGUCUCCGCAUCAUUUGCUAAAAGUUUGAAAGUCAAACCAUGUUCCCAAUUCUCUGUUAUGUCUGUUGCUCUCCCAAACAGUCAAUCAAUUUCAUGCGAUGUCCUAUAUAAGAAUUGUUCUAUCCUCAUCAACGAAUGUGAAUUUCUUGUUGACCUAGUCCAGUUUGAGUUAACCGACUUUGAUGUUAUAUUAGGUAUGAACUGGUUAUCCAAACAAAAAGCCGAGAUAGAUUAUCUUAGCCACGAAAUAACCCUUAGGAAACCAGACGGAAGUAAGGUAUCUUUUCGAAGAAUAAACAAACCCAAAAUCGUCUCAACCUUAAAAGCCUUCAAACUUCUCAUGACUGGUUGCCAGGGAUACCUUUGCAACAUGGUAGACCUAAUGUAA
Molecule: messenger RNA, 1125 nt
Organism: Beta vulgaris subsp. vulgaris (sugar beet)
Lineage: Eukaryota; Viridiplantae; Streptophyta; Magnoliopsida; Caryophyllales; Amaranthaceae
Exons: 1
Coding region: 1-1125 (374 amino acids)
Molecular function (GO): zinc ion binding; nucleic acid binding
Source: RefSeq, a predicted model, not a curated record